AUGGGGAUGCUCACGUCUCUUCUCUCUCCCUGCUCGCAGACAGGUUCGGCGGGCGACACGGUUGAUGGACCCAGCAGAAGCCAAAUGGAAGAAGGGCCAAUUAAUUAUGUGGAAGAAAGGCGGCUGAAGGAGGGCAGCGGGCUCAGCCUGGUGAAUGGAGGCCGGCCGGAGGCGGGGGGUACCGUGCUGAUGGAGCCCAGCAGGUGGUCACCCGGCCAGCCGCCCGCCGCUGGCAAAGCCCACCUGGAAGACGUCCGGAACCUGGUGGCCUUCUCCGCGGUGGCUGAAGCCGUUUCCUCCUACCGGCUCCCGCCGCCCGGGUCGCCGUCGCUGCUGUUCGACUCGGAGAUGAGCCGGGGCGGGCUGGGCACGGCGGACGGGGUGCCACGGGGAGAGGACCUGCACGCCCUCAAGGCCGCCCUGGCUUUGGCCAAGCACGGCGUGAAGCCCCCCAACUGCAACUGCGACGGCCCCGAGUGCCCCGACUACCUGGAAUGGCUGGAGCAGAAGAUCAAGACGGCUCUCGGAGAAGAGCUGGCGUCACCGCGGCCCCGCGCCGCCGCCGUCCCCCCGCCUCCUCCCCCAGAAGGUGCUAUUGACCCCCAGCCGGUGCCUGAGGCUGCCGAGCCGUGCCCGCCCGACGGCCUCCCCUUCUCGCAGAGCGCGCUGACCAUCGCCAAGGAGAAGAACAUCAGCCUGCAGACCGCCAUAGCCAUCGAAGCCCUGACGCAGCUCUCGGCCGCCCUGCCCCAGCCCGCGGGCGAUGGGCAGCCCCCGCCGCCCCCCGCCGUCCCCUUCGGCCCCGGCCCCCUCUGCCCGCCGGGGGCCGCGUGGCAGCGAGGGGACGAGCCCCGGUACCCGCCGGAGCCGGGAGCAGCGCCGGAGCCGUUUUUUGGCGCGGCGCCUCCGCGGGGGAACUUCGCCGCCUCUUGGGGGCUGGAGGCCGAGGGGGCAGCGGGGGCUGGAGACCCCAUGGCAGAGCUGGAGCAGCUGCUGGGGAACGCUGACGACUACAUCAAGGCGGCUUUCAAGAGACCCGAAGCGACGGCCGGCAAAGUGACAGCCCCCAAAACGGAACCCCCCGAUCAAGCACCCAGCAAAGAAGCGCCGGGCGGCCCCCGCGCGCCACCAGAGCCCGACCUGCACAAGAAGACGCAGCUGGUCCUGCAGCAGCAUCUCCACCACAAGCGCAGCCUCUUCCUCGAGCAAAGCCUGGCGGCGGCGGCGGCACCGCCGGAGCGGCCGGGCGGCUGGUGGGCCCCCGGCACCGCCGCCGCGCCCCCCAAGCCCUUCGAAAAGCAGCCCAAAGAGAAGAAGAAGAAAACGCCGCCCGAAAAGCCCCCGCCGGCCAAACCUCUCCGCAAGCAAGUGCAGAUCAAGAAGGCGAAGCAGAAGGACUCGCAGCCACUCUUCCCGCCCCUCUGGCAGAUCAGCCUGGAGGGGUUCCGGGCGCCCGCCGAACCCCCCGCCGAACCCCCCGCCGAAGAGAUGCAAACGGAGCCGCCGCCGGCCGUCCCGCACCAGCCUCUUGCACUACCCCUGCCCGCAGCAUGCCCCCCGCCACCAAACCCCCCGGACGGCGUCCCCCCGGCUCCCGACUCUCAGGAAAGGGGUGCCCCCGGGGGGGGCCCCCAAAUGCACGCGGCGCCGGCGGGCUCCACCGGCUCGGAGGAAGCGCCGGCUGCCCCGCCGCCGGCCGGCUCGGCUCCCAUCAUGGUGGAUGACAAGUUGGAAGAGCUCAUCCGACAAUUUGAAGCCGAAUUUGGGGAGAAUUUCAGCCUGCCGCCCCCCGAGACGCCUGCCCCGCCGCCGGGGGGGCCAGCACCAGCCCCGCAAGGGUCCCCCACCGCGGCCACCGCUGCCGGCCCGGCUCCCAGCGGCGCUCCCAAAAGCGUCUCUCCAGGGAAGGGGCCGCUGGCAGAGCCACCCUUCACUGCCCGCUCCCCCAAACAGAUCAAAAUCGAGUCUUCUGGUGCUAUCACCGUGGUGUCUACCACGUGUUUUUACUCUGAGGAAAGCCAAAACCCAGAGGCGGACGACGCCGACAGAACGCCCACCAAGGACGAGGUGCCGCUGACGCCGACCCUGAGCGGCUUCUUGGAAUCUCCGCUGAAAUACCUGGACACGCCGACCAAAAGCCUCCUGGACACCCCUGCCAAGAGGGCACAGGCCGAAUUCCCCACCUGUGACUGUGUUGAGCAAAUCGUGGAGAAGGAUGAGGGGCCCUACUACACCCACCUGGGCUCGGGGCCCACCGUGGCCUCCAUCCGGGAGCUCAUGGAGGAGCGGUACGGUGAGAAGGGCAAGGCCAUCCGCAUCGAGAAGGUCAUCUACACGGGCAAGGAGGGCAAGAGCUCCCGGGGCUGCCCCAUCGCCAAGUGGGUGAUCCGCAGGCACAACCAGGAGGAGAAGCUGCUGUGCCUGGUGCGGCACCGCGCCGGGCACCACUGCCAGAACGCCGUCAUCAUCAUCCUCAUCCUGGCCUGGGAGGGCAUCCCCCGCACGCUGGGGGACACGCUCUACCAGGAGCUCACCGACACCCUCACCAAGUACGGCAACCCCACCAGCCGCCGCUGCGGCCUCAACGACGACCGGACCUGCGCGUGCCAGGGCAAGGACCCCAACACCUGCGGUGCGUCCUUCUCCUUCGGCUGCUCCUGGAGCAUGUACUUCAACGGCUGCAAAUACGCCCGCAGCAAAACUCCCCGCAAGUUCAGGCUGGUGGGAGACAAUCCCAAAGAGGAAGAGCUGCUCCGGAGAAGCUUCCAGGACUUGGCCACCGAGGUUGCUCCGCUUUACAAGAGGCUGGCGCCGCAAGCCUACCAAAACCAGGUCACCAACGAGGAUGUAGCCAUCGACUGCCGGCUGGGCUUGAAGGAGGGGAGGCCGUUCUCGGGGGUGACGGCGUGCAUGGACUUCUGUGCUCACGCUCACAAGGACCAGCACAACCUCUACAACGGCUGCACCGUGGUCUGCACGCUGACGAAGGAAGACAAUCGUGUGGUGGGGAAAAUUCCCGAAGAUGAGCAGCUGCACGUCCUCCCCCUCUACAAGAUGUCCAGCACGGAUGAGUUCGGCAGCGAGGAGAACCAAAACGCCAAGGUGGGCAGCGGGGCCAUCCAGGUGCUCACGUCCUUCCCCCGCGAGGUCCGCAAGCUGCCCGAGCCCGCCAAGUCCUGCCGGCAGCGGCAGCUGGAGGCCAGGAGAGCUGCUGCCGAGAGGAAGAAGCUGCAGAAAGAGAAGCUGAUGACGCCGGAGAAGAUCAAGCAGGAAGCGCUCGAGCUCCCCACGCUCCAGCCAAAUGCAGGUAUGGCGUUGAAAGGCGGGAUGCCCCCGCAGCCGCUGAAACCCUCCAUCAAGGUGGAACCCCAGAGCCAUUACAACGCCUUCAAGUACAACGGCAACGCCGUGGUGGAGAGCUACUCGGUGCUGGGCAGCUGCCGGCCCUCCGACCCCUACAGCAUGAACAGUGUUUACUCUUACCAUUCCUACUAUGCACAGCCCAAUCUGCCUUCCGUGAACGGGUUUCACUCCAAGUUCGCGCUUCCCUCCUUCGGGUAUUACGGCUUUUCCAGCAACCACGUGUUCCCCUCGCAGUUUCUCAAUUACGGGGCGCCCGAGAGGAGCGGGAGCAGCUGGGUCAGCAACGGCUUCGAGAAGAAGCCCGACGUCUCGGCGCUGCAGGAGAACCUCAACCACACCUACGGGAACGGCAGUUUCCCCGAGCCCGUCCCGCACAGCGUGCGGAGCAAGAACCACCACCAGCGCACCUACGAGCGAGCCAACCGCUACGCCAGCCAGCAGAAAGCGGCGGCGGCAGCGGCCGGGGCGCACAGGACUAGCUCGGGCUCGGAGGAGGCGCCGGCGUUUGCACAGAACUGUUUCGGCAGCCGGCCCAUCAAGCAGGAGCCGCCGGACCCCCCGCCCGCCAUCGAGCCCCUUCCCGGCGCCGGCUUAACGCUGCCGGCCGUCCCCGCGCACGGCACGGCGCCGGAGCAGCGGUGGAGCCCCUUCAAGGCGCCCCGGGGCACGGCUUCCCCCGAGAGGACUAGCACGGCCGAGGGCUCGUGGAGCGCGCCGGGCUCGGGCGGGCGGGAGAAGCCGAGCGCCUUCGACGCCGCCGUGCGCUUGCCGCCGCCGGAGAAGCAGUGGCCCGACGUCCUGGCGGGAGAGCCGGCGGCGGCGGCGCACGGCUCGGGCUUGCUGCCGAAACCGUGGAGCCCCUGCAAGCUGGGGGAGACGGCGCUGGCCGGCGCGGGCGCCCCGAGCCUGCUGGGGUCACUGGGGUUCAGCUCGGCUCUGCCAGGGCUCCCCGGCUUCCCCGAGGAGCCGUGGGGCUCCGUGAAGGCGGAGGAGCGGAGGACGCCGGCGCCCAGCCCGGGGCUGCCGGAGAAGCCUUGGGAGGCAGCGGUGGGUGAGAAGGGGGCGGCAGGGCCCCGCCAGGAGAAGCCGUGGGACCCCUUUGGCCUGGAGGAGGAUCUGCCGGAGAAGGCGGUGAAGGAGGAAGAGGAAGAGGAGGAGGAAGAGGAGGAGGAAGAGGAAGAGGAGUGGUCGGACAGCGAGCACAACUUCUUGGACGAGAACAUCGGCGGCGUGGCCGUGGCGCCCGCCCACGGCUCCAUCCUCAUCGAGUGCGCCCGGCGCGAGCUCCACGCCACCACCCCGCUGAAGAAACCCAACCGCUGCCACCCCACCCGCAUCUCCCUCGUCUUCUACCAACACAAGAACUUGAACCAGCCCAACCACGGCCUGGCGCUGUGGGAGGCCAAGGUGAAGCAGCUGGCGGAGCGGGCUCGGGCCCGGCAGGAGGAGGCGGCGCGCCUGGGGCUGCCGCCGGACGCCAAAGCCUUUGCCAAGAAGCGCAAGUGGGGCGGCGCGUUGGCGACCGAGGCGCCCAGCAAGGAGAGGAGGGACUCGGUGCCCACGCGGCAGGCGGUGGCCAUCCCCACCAACUCGGCCAUCACUGUGUCCUCCUACGCCUACACCAAGGUGACGGGCCCCUACAGCCGCUGGAUCUGACACCGAGGCGACCGCCAUGGCCCCAUCUUACCUCAACCCUCGGCAGCGCCGCGGCCCGGCGUUGCUUCGUGGUGCUUUCUCCUCGGGCGUGGGGGAGAAGAAAACAGAAGUAAAUAGACGAGACCGAAGUGAAACACAGCAACCACAAAAAAAAAAAAAUCCAACCCAUAGGAAAUGAGCCCAGCACGUAGUUGGGAGCAGCGGAGCCGGCGCGGGCUCACGCCGUCGGAGAGCUGCGCCUGGCGAGGAGUUGGCAAACCAAGCAAAACUUGGUUAAAAAACCCAAGAGGAAUGAUGGUGUUUGAUGAUUUUAGGUAAUCUCAUAUUUAUAUCUCCAUGUUUUUUAAUCUAGCCUCGAAUGAAUUUCCUAGCGCCCUUCCGCAAGGAGAGGUUUUUAAUUCUGCUUAAAAUGGCCUGUUUGUUGGAUUUGAUUUUAUUUUGUUUUUUACUCUGAUGACAACGACGAAGCCGAUCUUCGAAAGAGAAGCCAACAUUGGAAAACCACCCUAGUCAUGAAUCCAAACCAACCUGAACACCAAACCAGCUCAAAGGCAAGAGGCGACUCCCUCCAGCUCCGCCGCAUGGGGGCUGGCGGGACCGUGUGCUUUACCGUCAGCCGGGCACGCUGAACAUCCAAUCCUUUUUAUUCCGAGGACCUAAAAAUACCAAUUUUGCGGCUCGAGGAGUCGUUUCUCGCGGCGACGGGAGCCCGCCAGCGAGCGGGCUGUCCCGGGACGGCGCGUCUCGGCUCCGGCGGGAUCGGCUCUGGGCCGCGGAGCAGCCGGCGCCUCUCCCGGCGCCGGAGACCUCAGGACACGUCCGGGCUGGGGAGCGCCGCUGCCGGGCGCCGCGCUCGGGCUCGGACUUGGGGCUCCUUUGCCCGCGGCCUCCGGGCGAGCGGCAGCGUCUCCGUAGGAGCCGACGGGACAAAAACAGAAGAAAAAAAAGAAAAAAAAAAAAAAACCACACACAAAGAAGAGGAAAACGAACACAAACCACAACCCCAAACUGUGAAUAGCGAGUGUUGCUCUCUGUACAUCACUGUUGCUAAAGUCUGGUGCUUUCCGUCUCCGGGGGACUUUCUCCGUGCAGUCGGCUCUGGGAAGGGCGAAUCCCAAGACUCGGCUGGCCAAAAGCCCGCCGGGUCCGCCUUCCCCGCCGGGGCUCGGUGCUCUUUUCUCUCCCCGGGUGCCAUCCCUCCUUCCUACGGAUCACCGUUCUUCCCUCAAAGAAACGAAACAAAAACCCCCAACCCAACCAACAACCCAGCAACGACGACAACCGCGUGGUGCUUUUCCAACGCUCUCGGUCGGUUGUCUCGCCCGGCGCCGGGACGGACGGAGCGCGGCCGAGCCGCCCCGCGGUUCACCGGGAGCGCGGCCGGAGCCGGGGCCCGGCGUCCCCGCGGGGUCGUUGCUUUUGCACUUUGAGGUGCCUUUUGGAGAGCCAGCGAGGCAGCGCCGACGCCGUCGCCGUGCCGGGAUCACCUCGUGUUUACCGUCACCCUCCUUCCCCUCCCCAUCGCGCACGGGCACGGAUCAGCAGGAUCUCGGUAAAGCAGCCUGAACAUUGACGUGGUCUGAUUUUAAACCUGUAAAUAGGGAAAGAAAAUUUUUUAAAAGCACUUUCACCUAGAUUUAAAAAAAAAAGGAAAAAAAAAAAGAAAAAAAAAGAAAGCGAAAGUUAAAAAAAGCAAACAACUCCCCUCUUUCCUCUCCCCCCACUCCCCCCCAACUUGAAGCAGUAUGUUUUAAACAAGAUUAUCGUGGGAGAACUGUAAAUAGUGGCAGAAUAUUUAACAUGCUUUGUCCGUCCUUCAUCAUUAAUGAAUUUUUUUGGGGUGUUUUUUUGUUUUGUUUUGUUUUUGUUUUUGGUUCAUUUUUUAACCGUAAUCUGUAAAGUCGCGUAUAUUUGACAAGGAAACUCAACGAGCUAUUCCCGCUUUUCUUAGAAAUACCCAAUAGCAUAUCAGGAUUGUAAGAGCCAGAUUUUAGGGACGCCGGUGGCGGGCGAUGCCGGGACCCGCCGUGUCGCCGCGGUUCGGAGCGCGGGGCGGGGACGAUCCGGGGCCGGGUUCGGGUGCCGGCCCCGCUGGCGUCGCCCGGGUCUCUGGCUGGCGCGACGGGGGUGCCUUGGAGGAGAAGGAGCGCUGGGAGAAGGCGAUGGUCCGUGGAACCUGUCUAAGUCCUGCUUCCUCAGAGGUGUUUCGGUGCAGGGAGCGGCCGGUUCGGCCCGGGAGAGCGGCGAGCUGCCGGCGCCGCGGGUCGGGGAGCGAGAACUGCUGCAGUCUCAACGUUUUUACACUACAUCAACUUCGUCUAACCUACCUCAACUCUCAGUCAUGACAAAUUCGCACGCUUCUGACUUCUACACAAACUCGAAAUCUAUGCACAGCUCUUUACCCCUUGCUGCUGAGAGGCUGUUUCCAAGCAAAAUCUUUUCCCUUUACCCGUCCCGGCGGCCGCGCUCGGCCCGCCCGUGCCGGAGCCGCGGGGGUGGCGGAGCUCGGCGGGGAGGGAUGUUUUUACCGAGCGGGAUGUGGGGACCUGCUUUUGGAGCGGGUCGUGGCCACAUCGGUGCUAGAACAACGCCCGUGGUGGGAACCCCAGGGAGGGCUCGGCACGGGGAGCCCCGACCGGCUCCUCCGUCCCGCUUUGGCUUUUCUGGCCGCGGUGCUUCGCCUCGGGCAGGAAAGGGGCGAGGAAAUUGGGGUCCCCCUCCGUCUCGAUGCUCUCGGCAUGAGGCAUGGGAAGGAGAAGGAAACCAGAAUCCCUGAGGUGCCUCAAUUGCUGAUUUUUCCUUUUAAUACUGGAGUACGCUUUGUGGGCUCUAUAAGGCAUAUUUUUAUUAAAUGAAAUCUUGUAAUACAAACGGUGCUAUGGUGUUUUAACAAACUGUAUCACGCUUCUGCCUGAUUCCAUCUCGCUGAGGUGCUACUAAUGUAUAUAUCAA
Lonchura striata (white-rumped munia) is the source of this 7971-nucleotide messenger RNA. The record is from RefSeq and is a predicted model, not a curated record. NCBI's taxonomy places the organism in Eukaryota, Metazoa, Chordata, Aves, Passeriformes, Estrildidae.